Fusarium coffeatum is the source of this 672-nucleotide messenger RNA. RefSeq lists its product as uncharacterized. The record is from RefSeq and is a predicted model, not a curated record. The coding region runs from base 1 to 672 and encodes 223 amino acids. The transcript is spliced from 2 exons. NCBI's taxonomy places the organism in Eukaryota, Fungi, Ascomycota, Sordariomycetes, Hypocreales, Nectriaceae.
AUGACAUCUCCCAACACCGACAUCAUGGACCAGUUUCAGGCCGGCAAGGCGAUCCUGAAAUAUAUCUAUACUGACGUUAUCGGCCCUACUGAGGGAAAGGUCCCUCGUGACGAUGAACCACGAAUUGUCGACAGAUACCGCAUCAAAAUCGAUCGACGAAGCGGAGAGCUCUCGGUCCCCAAGAAGAUCGAGAUCACGGACGAAGAAAUGCGACAAGCCAUUUUCGCUGCGACCGGCGACACGGUCGCGACCUCGAGCAGAUAUACGGACGGAGGUUUCAGCAUCUCAUACAAAGUGACGGUCGUGGGCAAACCCGACACCGCGUAUAUCGUUCAGAUGCGCCACCACGGAAAAGUGGCUUCCAUGGACGCGUUGAUGAAGUUUGUCGAUAAUUACAACCAAGUCAAGCCAGGCGUGAUCCCAAUGCCUGCCGUGUAUUCUAUUCCAGGCGAAGCAGAGCAUCAACAGAGGACCGGGUUCGGACGGCAGAUCACGGAAUUCAUUCCUGGCGUUAUGGCAGAAACAGUCUAUCCCCAGAUGCCCCAUUCCGACAAACUCCAAUUCGUGCGCAAGAUGGCUCUAGCUUGGCAGGGUGUCUGGGAUUUGCCCAUCCAUCCCUCUGAGUUGCCUCAUCAAAUAGGAGAAUUGUCGGCGGAGGAUGUCGAUGGCUGA